Camellia sinensis is the source of this 1135-nucleotide messenger RNA. The record is from RefSeq and is a predicted model, not a curated record. NCBI's taxonomy places the organism in Eukaryota, Viridiplantae, Streptophyta, Magnoliopsida, Ericales, Theaceae.
AGAAGAGAUGGCGAAAAGGAGUAGAGUCAGGGCCCUUCUCACCGAAACAACUAGGCCCGAAGUGGCGCCUCCCAGCCAAUCGCAGCCUGCUGUUGUCGCCCUUCCUUCCCAACAGCCAUCCUCUUCCCGCCGAACCAAACGUGCCCGAACUGCCGAACCCGAACGAGUUUUGAUUGAUGAAGAACCUCCUAUUCAGCCGAGCUUUCCACCGAGCCCCCAACCGGAGUCUUCCGACCGAACCAUCGGCUGCUGGGCACCGAAACUAACCUUCAACGACCGAGACAUUCUAGACACAGACUCGGUCGUUGCUGAGAAAGACCACCUGUUGGCCAUUAACCUGGCCAGGAGCGUGUGUCUGCCCAAAGACAUGGAACAUCACCAAAAACAGUUAACCACCGAGCUGAAGUCCAUCCGGUCUGCUACUAAAUCCAUGAUUCUGGCUAUUCAGAAAAACCAAAUCACCCACAGGAAAGUACUGGAGCUGAGGAAAGUGACUAGGCAAGCAGCGGCCGAGGCAGAGGCUAAAUCGGCCGAACUAGAAGAAGCCAGAAAGGAACUGGCCGAACUCCGAGGUGAGGUCGGCCGACUGACCGGAAUGGUUAGUUCGGCCGAAGAGCUGGAAGCGGAGAACGGCCGUCUUGCCGAUCUAGUUAAUUCGGCGGAAGCGGAGAAGCAGAAAGCUGCCAUUGUUAUGAAGGACAAGUAUUUGCGGGAGUUGUUGAAGCUAGAGAAGAGAAAGGACGCCGAAAUGAGCGAACUGAAAAAGAAUAUGGAGGCGGUCGACAAGGGGGGGUACAAGCGAGGUUUCAAGGAGGCAGAAACCGAGGUCUUCAACCCUCCAGAGUACUUUAUACCGAAGUCCCUUGCGGGGUUUGCGGAUGCCCUGCAGCAGCAAUUCCUUGAGGGUUCAGAUACUGACGAAGAUUCUGCUUCUGAGGAUACUCCGGUUGAAAACGUGGAUCAGAUAGAUCGGCCGGAGUCUAGAGUUGAAGAUCUGACUAUUGAACAGCCAAAUGAAACUGUGGCUCCGGUCGAUACCACUAUUGUGACUGAAGGAGUCCUGCCGCCAGAGACCGGUCUUCCAGCUGACACCGAUGCUGCCUUUGAUGCCGAGAUUGAAGAUCUUUUCGCUUGA